AGAUGUCGAGCUCGCAGCGUAUGCGAAAGUCCUCGCCAUGCUCGAAGCAGGGCCCGAUGCGCGCCACCCUGCCCGUGAGCUCGCUCAUGAGGCAGGGUCGGCAGAGCAGCAGUCUUCGCAAGAGCAACAGCAACAGUCCCACCGUCUCGCCGACGAACGCGGCCGUCUGGCGGGCGCGCAUCUCGCCGGAGACGUCGUCUUCCUCGGGACAGCGGAGCCCCGGAUCCCUGUCCUACAAAGCCAAAUCAAAAACACUGAGCGGCCGCUGUAGCGAUAGCUUAAGUGGAAGCCAGAGCAUUCGACGGACCGCAUCUCUAGACACCAUCUAUCUGAAGGGACAAUGGCCACGUGACUCCUAUUAUAUGCAUUCCAGUCUUCUGGUGGACAAAUCUACUCAGACGGAAGAAUGUUCCAAUGAGCCAAGAAAAAUGCAUACUCGUCAUCCCACAGAACAAGCUGUCACCGAUGAGAAAUUGGAGAAGAAUUACUUCAGGCAUCGAUUACAACGUACAAAUAAGGAAGGUACUAGCAGUAGAGAGCGGACAGCGGCAUUCGGGCUAAUAAUGCCAGGUGGCCCACCACUUCCUGGAGACCACUCAGUACUUUUGCCCAGUACAGUUGCUUCACAGACAUCCAUGCACAAUCAAUUUAGCUUGAGUACAAAAGCAAGUCCCAUGAAUAUCCCGGUGAAACCAAUAAGGCCUCCAAUGCGUUCGUCUAUCGAAGGACUCAAUCAAGAAAUUGAAGGACUCGUGCUCAAAAACACAGCCAAUAAUAGUGAUGCAGACCAUCCAGUAGAAGACAAGUAUGCACGGUAUCGCGAGCAAAUCACACCCGAAGGACAUCGCGCCCCUCUAGCAGACUUAUUGCGGGCUACUCGGAGUGUCAACACACAAACACCGGCUACCGAUCUUCCCUCCAGUUCUUAUUCUUCAGGCCCUCCAUCUAGGAAUUCUGAGUCUCCGCUGAUUCCUGGUGUUAUGGAUGCAUCCCGUCCACCUAGCGAUCUCUUACAAGGUGGAAGCCGUGGUUCAACUCCUGAACAAGAUAGAGAAGGACGUCUCGGCACUUCUCCUCACAUUAACAGGUUCCUCGCGAGGGAACCGCCCGAUGGCUGUGAGAAAGUCAACCUCAAAUUUGUGGAAGAUGCGAGGCGGCCCAUGAUAGAUUUGAGCAAACUAGACUAUUGCCCAAAGCCGUGCGUUCCAGCAUUCCAGUUGAAACCCAGCUUGGGAUCAGCGUUCCUGCCAUUGCAACAGCCGGCCAGUCCGACAAUGGUCGCCAGUGCAUCACCCUCCGCGCAUACAACACCGACCACACCUCCUCCAAAUCCAUAGUCCCACUCUUUACCUUGCGGUGUUACACUUAUAAGCUCGAUUAGUAUAUAUACAUAUAUAUAUUUUUUUUUAACGACCUUGUGGGUAGAAAGUGAUUUACUUCGAGAUAAAGGCAUAUAACGACAAAGAAAAGUUACCGAACAAAAGAAAAAAAACAGAACAGCCUGUUCCCAGUGCGCCCCGUGCGAAACAUCGUGCGGACAUCGUGGAUUGUGUAAUUAAAAAAGAAGUUGCAGAUGCAUCGAUAAAAGAAAGAGAAGAGUAUUGGAAGGCAUUCGAGCUCCGUUAUGAUGGUCGAAACAAUAAUAAAAUACGAGGAACAAUAAUUUGUGAUAACUAAAAGAAAAAAAGAAACAAAAAAGAAAAGAAACGACAAAAGGUUUAGGAAUGAACAUUGUGUUCUACAGGGAAAAAAGACUAAUGAAAUUGUGUAUUCUAAAUUUAGUGCUAAAAUGUGCUAAAAACGACUUUAGUUUUGUAUACACGAAAUAAAUAUUCAAGAUGAGAAAAGGUAUUAAAUUUCAUUGUUGGAAUAAACAAAAUUCUACGAAAAAUACAAGGAAGAGAGCACACGUGUUCACAAUAUAUAUAUAUGCAUAUGUACGCAUAUGUAUAUAUACAUUGCUGCUUGUCUCUAUGUUUUAUUAGAUCUUCAUUGCUUUGAAGUAACUCAAUUACAUGAUGACAGAGAUGAAUCACUUGUUAGAAUUUUGUAUCGUUUUGUAUUAUUACUUGUAUGCUAAAAAUAUUCUCAAACUAUUAUUGUACAAGGAGCUAAAAAAAUAAUGUAUCCCUCUGUGUGUAUGCGUGCGUGCGCGUGUCUUUGUUCUUAUAGAAGUGGCUUUACGAAAACCGAGAUUGUUUUCGAGAUAUGAGAUAGAUACGAGCGAUCGCGACUGUCGUGAAAAUUUGGAGCUGCAUAUAAAUACGUUCAUGGAAUUUAUUUUUGACAAACAUAAUUAAGUAAACUCCAAAUUUUGAAACAUAUUGAAAUUGAAAAUUCAAUAUUUGGAAGUAUUUCACUUUAUAUUUGAAAUUAAUAAUGUUUCAUUCUUCUAUUCUAUCUUGUGACAAUACAAUAUAAUUACAAAUGCUUUUGAUUUAUCCUACAACAUUAAAUUACAAUCUGAAUUUGUACAAUCAAUACAACAUACAGUAACAGAUUGAUGAAUGUAUGAUAGAACGAAACAUAAGAAUGAAUAUGUACUGAUGGAAACGACGAGUGAUAAUAGUAUAAAUAUUGACUGACGACAUGUGCUUUCGCUAUGGUAUCAGGUGUGAGUGAAAACGGGUCCCUAAUCUGGCACGGAAGAUAGGUGUGCGUGUAUUUGUAUAGAUGUGGAUGACUAUGCUGAAAACAUAUAACCCACGUCCUAUACAAACGAUCGUAUGCGUGUGUUGUAAUAUCGAAAUCCUGAUUAAGCCAUUCACACGAAUAACUUUGAAUAGGGAUCGAUUAACAAAACAAUUUCAGUAGUAAAGUAUUUGCUCAAACGCAGUCCGAUUAUCAGUUUUUGUUAUAUCUAACUUUACAUUAUAUUAGAUUAAAUAAUUAGUCAUUCAGGUAGAAAAGGAAACGGUUGCUUUCCGUUUGUUGCUUCAAUUGUUGUUGAACAUUUAUCGCAUUAUUAACAGAAAUUUAAAAAAAGAAUAGAUUAUUACAUGAGAUAUAAACGUGAGAGAAAAAGAAGUUGAAAGUUAUUCGUGGGACGGGUUAAAUUAUUGUUUAGUAUACGCAGACAUAGCCACUCAAGAAGUUCAAGUUCAUUUUUUUUUGCUUUCUAAUACGAAAAGUUUUUGCAUACGGUUUUUAUAGUUACUGUCUGUCGGAAAAUAAGAAUCUUGAUAGAGUGUAAAGUCAAGAGCAGAGAGAAGGAACGGUUUUUUAAAUACGAUAGUAAUAUACUUUCUAAUAAUGUAAUGUAUAUCUAGCUACAACAGUGAAGGAAAAAGAAAAAGAAAUGUUAACACAUAAGUACCUGGCACACUGGUCUAUGCUCUCUCUUAUCCAGCUCACUAGGAAGUUCAUGCCUUAGAAUGCGUGGUAAGGUGUGCUACAUAGACAGGAAGGUUAAUCAGAGAGUCAGGAUACACAAAAAAAAUGCACUGGCUAGUUGAAGUGUAAUACAAUACAAAGAUACUGUAGUAUUUACUAGUUUUUAAGGAGAACUUCGUUUUUAUUUAUUUUGCUACAGAUCUAACGACACCACCUCGUAUCACCACUUUGUCGUAACUAAUCUGACAAUGAGUGUGAAGCAACUUUUGAAGGAAAAAAAAAAGGAAGGCGUAUUCAAAUUACGUACUUCAGUCUGCGCUUCGCACCACGAACGGAGAAUGAUUCCGACGUAACACGAUAAUGUAUAAUUAACGUUAAUGAAUAAAAUGAAAGAACAGGUUUUCGUACUUUUUAAUAAUGAGCAGUAGAUGAAAAAGUGAAGUGAUUUCAGCGAACGCUAGCCUCGUUAUUUUCACCGUACACUCUAUCGAAAAAGGCUCCACUCUUUAACCUUCGUGUACUUGCAUAAUGUGUUAUCAUUAUUGUUAGCUUUUGUUGUCAAUUCCGUAAGCAGAGUAACGCGUAAUGAAGACUGCUGGAACUGAGAAUAUUACCUGUUAUUCGGAUAAAAAGAAAAAGAAUCUAAAGUUAAAUAAAUUAGGCUCAAAUCAUACCGAUUACCUAUGAGAACGAGUAUAAAUGUAUACUCUUGUAAUUUAUUAAAUAAUCUCUUUACGUCACUAUUGUUCGGUACAUUCUCUCUACAUAUCUAAAUCUGAGCAGGCUUCAGAAACGGCAAAACGAUUAUGUCAAUUAAAAGUUCAUUUAACCCUAGGACAGUCUACAGAUGUAUCGUUGCAGUAUUUUGCACAAAAAAAAAGAACGAAGAUGAUUGUUAUAUUGUAAUUUGUAAGAUGCUCAGAAUUAUACAAACUUUUCACUACAUAAAAACAUGUAUGUUGUAUAAAAUAUCUUAAAAAAAAGUUUUAUAUACCUGCUGAAAUUAAAUGCAACUUUUAUUCACUGUUUUAUAAUAAAUAUGUAAAACAUUAUUUAUUGUUUUUUUUUUUUACUCUACGAGGACUACUGUCCUGACUUAUGUGCGUAAAUACAAUAUAUGUCUUAUAAAACUUUUCGAUGUACCGAGCAAUGUAUUUGUACUAAUUGAAUAGUGCAUAUAUAUUUGCUAAAAUGAUUGAAGUUAGUUUGACAUUUUCAGUUGAAAAUAACAAAGCUUAUAUGUGAAUGAACACUUUAUUUUAUUCUUUAACAUUUAUAUACGUUAUAUCGACAUGAUUAACGUAAUCACAUUGAUUUGUUUUUUUGAUAAACGUUACGUUUAUCACAUGAUUUGUGUAAUUUCGCCGACUUGAUUUUAUAAAUACGAACAUAUUUGAAUUUUUAAUAUUAACAUAUAUAUAUAUAUAUAAUCGUUUGUCUUAUAAUCUUAGUUGUGACACUCGAUAGAGGCAUUCUCAAUCUAGAAGAGUAUCUUACAAUGCUACUUAUAUUAUACACUAUUGCUUUUUAUUCUAUCUCGUCGAUUGAACGGUGUUGGAAUUCGUUUAGUUUCUAGCUGGUCCUAGGGCUAAAUCAAAAUUAGUCAGUGAAGAGAAAUAGAGCAUGUAAAUAAUAAGUUAACGCUUCUUGUACUAACCAUUUCUGAUACAGAACAUAGUGAUACAUAUUUUCGCAAAAUUAAAUGAAAAGUUGAUUGAUGAAGCAACGACAGCACGUUGGUCAAUGUGUACAUAUUGUGUAUACACAUAUAAAUGUGUACAUAUACAAAAAUAAUUUCAUAUGCUCAUAUUUUCGCAAUAAUUACUUAUCACUUAAUAACUCAUUCUUUUCGCUUACAAGAUGUUCCAGAAUCGGUAUAUAUAUUUUUGAAAUACUAUGGUAAUUGGUGCUAAAUAAUAAUUUUACUUUCACAUUUUCACAUUAAGAAGAAAAUUUAUUUAAAUUUUUAACAAGAAACUAUGAUAUAUAUUAUUCUGGAACAAUCUGUUAAUUCUUGUUCGUUAUCACGAUUUAUUGACUUAUAGUCUUGCAAAUAAAUUUUAAUAUUACGAUACUACUUCAUCCGAUAUAAUAUACUUUAUUAAAUGUCUCUUUUCGCAAUUUUAAUAAAAUUUCAAUAUAUUCUCGAUCAAUUAUCACAAAUGUAUAUUCAGGAAUUGUAUAAAAAUAUAGAAACAAAGUUAGCAUAUUGCGAAUAUUAGAUAAAACUUUGUGCU
Molecule: messenger RNA, 5570 nt
Organism: Wasmannia auropunctata (little fire ant)
Lineage: Eukaryota; Metazoa; Arthropoda; Insecta; Hymenoptera; Formicidae
Product: protein FAM117B-like
Exons: 9
Coding region: 3-1337 (444 amino acids)
Source: RefSeq, a predicted model, not a curated record